CGGGGCGGGUGCGGCGGCGGGCGGCUGCGAGGAAGAGCUGGCGGUCGGUGGCGGCUGCGGCGGGCCAUGGCGGAGGUGGAGGCCGGCGGCGACGAGGGCCGCUGCGUGCGGCUGAAUGCCGAGCGGGCCCAGGAGCUGCUGGCCGACGUGGACACGGUGCUGUUCGACUGCGACGGCGUGCUGUGGCGUGGUGAGACGGCGGUCCCUGGCGCGCCCGAGACCCUGACAGCUCUGCGGGCCCGCGGCAAGCGCCUCGGCUUCAUCACCAACAACAGCAGCAAGACCCGCGAGGCCUACGCCGAGAAGCUGCGGCGCCUGGGCUUCGGCGGCCCGACGGGGCCUGGCGCCGGCAGCGAGGUCUUCGGCACGGCCUACUGCACCGCGCUUUACCUGCGCCAGCGCCUGACCGGUCCGCCGGCCCCCAAGGCCUACGUGCUGGGCAGCGUGGCCCUGGCCGCCGAGCUGGAAGCCGUGGGCGUCUCCUGCGUGGGCGUGGGGCCCGAGCCACUGCAGGGCGACGGCCCCAGCGCCUGGCUGGAUGAGCCCCUGGAGCCUGAUGUGCGCGCCGUCGUAGUGGGCUUCGACCCGCACUUCAGCUACAUGAAGCUCACGAAGGCCUUGCGCUACCUGCAGCAGCCCGGCUGCCUGCUCGUGGGCACCAACAUGGACAACCGGCUCCCACUGGAGAACGGCCGCUUCAUCGCGGGUACCGGCUGUCUGGUCCGAGCCGUGGAGAUGGCCGCGCAGCGUCAAGCCGACAUCAUAGGGAAGCCCAGCCGCUUCAUCUUCGACUGCGUGUCCCAGGAAUAUAGCAUCAACCCGGAGCGCACCAUCAUGGUGGGUGAUCGCCUGGACACAGACAUCCUCCUGGGCGUCACUUGUGGUCUGAAGACCAUCCUGACCCUCACUGGGGUCUCCACUCUACGGGAUGUGAAGAGUAAUCAGGAAAGUGACUGCUUGUCUAAGAAGAAAAUGGUCCCUGACUUUUAUGUUGACAGCAUAGCCGACCUUUUGCCUGCCCUUCAAGGUUAAAGAUUUAGUGUCUUUAAUCUCCAGAAUAAAAAAAAUUGAAAAUCACCCAAAUUAAUAGGUGGGGCUUAAGCAUCACUCAGCUAGGUGGCUUCAAGUUUGCUUACUUGGAGUUAAGCAAAGGUACUAGUUGUUAACCUUGUAAGUAAAUGUUUGGGGGGCGAUUUUUAUAAAUGCUUAUAUUUUAAGAUGCACUUUUAAGCUUGGAGGGCAUUGUGGGGGUCCUGGGCCUUAGGUGCCAAUUGGUCUUGCUGUUGGGUUCAGCAUAUGGAUUCAGGUAACCUCGGGGCCUGCUAAUGGGACUGAGGUGGGUCUAGGGGUGUCAUGUACUUUAUUGAAAAUUUCAGGGAUCUGGGGGAGGAGGGGCUGAUUAUUUUGACUGUUGUGAGAAACCCAGGGCCCCUUCUGUGUGGUCAUCAGCAGAGGAGCCUACUGCUGCCUCAGCCCCUCACCUGCAGGUUGGGAGUGGAGGAAAGGGCUGGUCUCAGGUGGUGUCUCCCUGUCCAUGGGGUGUGGGGUGCUGCCCUUACCACCACCCCACACUUCCUUAAAAACCACUCUGAUGUUACAAUUGAGUGUAUGUUCCGUUUUAGAUACCCAGGGCUGCAAUUCCUCAUGCACAAUUGUGCAGUUCUGUAAACUCAGCCUGGCUAAACUUCAUCUUUUCCAAAUGUGCAUAUAAACCCAGGUGACUUGGACUGAGCAUAUUGUUUGCUGAGCGCCAGGAGGGUAUGAAUGCCUUCGUUGAACUCUGGGCUGCUGUGCAGGGAGCUGAGAAGCAUUGGUACCAAAAGUUUUUUUAACUUUUGAACAACUUUGUCAAGUGGCGGAAUUGAACCGUAAGCGUGUCGAUUAAUAGCUGUGCUCUGUCUUGUAGGGAAAAUCCCACUGAAGAAGUCUCCGUGCCCCGCAGCCAGCAGUAUGGCCAAAGGCAUGUGCUGGCUAAAGAAUGCUUGUCACCCAAGGCUCCCUCUGGGUAGAGAAGGAAAGAGGUGUCCCUCAAAACAGGAAGUCUUUUUACAGAGCAUCCAGUAAUUUCCUGUCUUGGUGGGGAUGGGUGUCAUAUGUCAGUGGUCCAUGAGGCCACCUAUUUUGACCCUGGAGUCCCUUGUUAGUUUCCAUCUGGAGGACUGGCAGGAUCCACUGGCUAGCCAAGGAUUUUUGGCAGGGGGGCGUGGCCUUUUCUGCCUGUUCCCUAAGUUGCUGACCUUUGAAAAUAGUCCUGAUAAGCAGACUCUUUGGCCGCACUUGUAGGGUAGGGCCUGGGAAGCUGUUCCUUUUGGCCGACUCCUUCCUGGUGCCUCGCCCUGCACCCAGUGGCAUCUGCCCAGAGCCUGUGACUUUUUUCCUAGCCCCAGGGUCACAGUGCUCCUUCACUCACUCUCAUAAGAGUGCUCAGAGCAAUAAAGGGUGUCCUGAGCCUCCAGCUCCCCCCAGGCCUGGGUGUCUGGGGUUCGGACUCUGCCGUGGGCAACACAAGGGCAGCAGGUGCCUGUGAGGGUGGUGCUGACGUUGGCUCUGCGAGGUCGGCUCAAGGUGGGUCAGGAUAUUGAGCAGGCCUGUCAGGGCGUUGUCACCCACACCAGGAACACACGGCGGGUGCAGCAGCCAGCAACACCUCCUUAUUCUGGGCGGUGGCCCGGGAGCCCUGUGCAUCUUGUCUACACCCCAUUGCACUGUGUGAACCCAAAGGUGUAUUAAACUCUCAAACCCCAGCUGA
Messenger RNA from Kogia breviceps (pygmy sperm whale), 2749 nucleotides. RefSeq names its product phosphoglycolate phosphatase (gene PGP). The record is from RefSeq and is a predicted model, not a curated record. Gene Ontology annotation, molecular function: sn-glycerol 3-phosphatase activity. NCBI's taxonomy places the organism in Eukaryota, Metazoa, Chordata, Mammalia, Artiodactyla, Physeteridae.